UUGCAGCUACUACUACUACACCCAUUUCGUCCUCUGGGCAGACCCUUACAAUUUCUGCAGAUGAAUUUGCCAAAUUUACUCAGUACUAAGAAGCAUUGAAGAAUUCAUCUCAUCCAAUUUCUGCCAUUUCUGAGACAGGAUCUCAUGACGAAGGAGAUUAUUGUUAAAGGACAAGAAUCAGGAGGUCUCUAUAUUCUGGAUACCCAGGUGCCCAAGUCCAUUGUGUGUUCAGGCAUCUUAACUCCUUUUGAAGCACAUUGUCCUUUGGGACAUCCAUCUUUAUCUUUGUUGAAGAAAUUAUGUCUUCAAUUUCAGAAUGUGUCGUCUUUAGAUUGUGAGUCGUGUCAAUUUGCAAAACAUCAUCGUUUGUCAUCAGUUCCUCGAGUCAAUAAAAGAGCUAGUUUUCCUUUUGAAUUAGUUCAUUCAGAUGUUUGGGAUCUUUGUCCUGUCGUGUCCAAAACUGAAUUUCGGUAUCUUGUUACCUUUGUUGAUGAUUUUUCUCGUGUGACUUGACUUUAUUUAAUGAAGAAUCGUUCUGAAUUAUUUUCUCAUUUUAGUGCCUUCUGUACUGAAAUUUGAACUCAGUUUAAUGUAUCUGUACAGACAUUGAGAAGUGAUAAUGCUAAAGAAUAUUUUUCUGAUUCUUUUCAAACUUACAUGCUUUAAAAUGGUGUUCUUCAUCAAUUCUUGUGUGUUGACACCCCCUCUCAGAAUGGUGUGAUUGAAAGAAAAAAUAGAUAUCUUCUUGAGACAGUUAGGGCACUCGUGUUCCAAAUGCAUGUUCCUAAACAAUUUUGGGCUGAUGCAGUGUCUACAGCCUGUUUUUAAAUUAAUCGGAUGCCCUCAUCCGUUUUUCAUGAUACGACUCCUUACAAUGUACUUUUCCCUACUAAACCCCUAUUUCCCAUUAAACCUAGGAUAUUUGGUAGUACAUGUUAUGCUCAUGAUUUUCGUCCCCAGGUAACUAAGUUAGAUCCCAAAUCCUUAAAAUAUAUUUUUUUGGGUUACUCUCGUCUACAAAAAGAGUAUCGUUGCUAUUGUCCAAAUAUUAACAAAUAUCUUGAUUUGUUGGUUUAUCAUAUCAUUUACCAGUCAACUAAUGUUACCUCUUCGCCUACUACUCCCACACCACUACCACCACUGCCUAUUCGCCACGUGUAUUCCAGACGACGAAACACACUUGAUGCAUGUUCAGUACCUGCCGCUUCUUGGGCAUUGGAUCCAAUGUCAAGUGAUCUUAAUCUACCUAUUGCUCUACGUAAAGGUAAACGUCAAUAUACUUACCCUAUUUCCUUUUUUGUGUCUUAUGAUCACUUGUCUCCAUCUUCUUGUUCUUUUGUUGCUUCCCUUGAUUCUGUGACUCUUCCGAAAACUGUUCAUGAAGCCUUAUCCAAUCUUGGUUGGCGUGAAGCUAUGAUUGAGGAGAUGAAUGCUUUGGAUGCUAAUGGUACUUGGGAUUUAGUGGAUUUACCUGCAAAAAAAAAAGGUUAUUGGAUGUAAAUGGGUAUUUGCACUCAAAGUCAAUCCUGAUGGAUCGGUAGCUAGACUUAAAGCCGUCUUGUUGCUAAAGACUAUGCUCAGAUUUAUGGUGUGGACUAUCCUGACACUUUCUCUCCAAUCGCUAAGUUAACGUCUGUUCGCUUAUUCAUUUUUAUGGUAGCUGCUCAUGAUUGGCCUUUACAUUAGUUGCUCAGGGGGAGUAUGGGAAUGUGUGUCACCUUCGAAAAUCCUUAUAUGGCUUGAAACAAAGUCCACGU
Messenger RNA from Olea europaea var. sylvestris, 1757 nucleotides. RefSeq lists its product as uncharacterized. The record is from RefSeq and is a predicted model, not a curated record. Bases 838 to 1500 code for a protein of 220 amino acids. The transcript has 2 exons. Lineage: Eukaryota; Viridiplantae; Streptophyta; Magnoliopsida; Lamiales; Oleaceae.